Molecule: messenger RNA, 1471 nt
Organism: Stomoxys calcitrans (stable fly)
Lineage: Eukaryota; Metazoa; Arthropoda; Insecta; Diptera; Muscidae
Product: antichymotrypsin-2
Exons: 4
Coding region: 103-1326 (407 amino acids)
Molecular function (GO): serine-type endopeptidase inhibitor activity
Source: RefSeq, a predicted model, not a curated record
UACGGACUACAAGCAAAUAUUCUGUCAGUAUAUAAAUCGACCUUUACAGAGAUUCUGUGUUCAAUAACUCAUUUUUAAAAGGGUGAAUAAAACGUUUUUAGUAUGACAGUGAAAGCUCCCACUAUUGUGGGCAUUUGUGCUAUGCUCCUCAUUUUAACAGAUCCCAGCAUGCAGGAUUCCACCACCCUCAUGAAUGAUGCAGAUUUUACCAAAAGCUCAGAAAACUUCGCUUUUAGGCUUGCCUCCCAAUUGGUUAAACCUAAUGAAAAGAAAAAUAUCAUUUUUUCACCAUUCUCCAUUCAAACAUGUCUGUCAAUGGCUCGCAUGGGAGCUACCGGGCAAACAGCUGCCGAAAUGGACAAAGGAUUGGGCUUUCCCGCGGUAAAGGAGGAAACCUUGGCCGAUAAGUACUUUGCGAUCUUAUCUCAAUAUGCUAAUAGCAACAUUUUGAAGAUCGCCAAUAAGAUUUAUGUCAUGAAGAACUAUGAAGUACUGACCAAGUUCAAUGAUUUGCUUACCCAAAAAUUCUUCUCAAAGGCUGAAAAUAUCGAUUUUGCUCAGAAUACCCAAGCAGCCAAUAACAUUAACUCAUGGGUGGAAACGAAAACUAAUCAUUUGAUCAAGAACCUUAUAUCGCCGGACUUGUUGAACAAGGAUACACGCAUGGUGUUGUUGAAUGCCAUUCACUUUAAGGGAGAGUGGGUGAAUAGCUUUCCGGAAAGAAAUACCAAGGACAAAGAUUUCUAUUUGGAUGAACAGAACAAAGUCAAGGUGAAAAUGAUGCAUGUUCGUUCUCGUUUUCGCUAUGGCGAAUUUGCAGAACUGGAUGCCACUGCAUUGGAAAUGCGUUACAAAGAUUCUGAUCUAUCCAUGUUGGUGUUGUUGCCCAAGUCUCGCACUGGCUUAGCCAAGUUGGAGGAGAAACUGAAGUCGGUAUCGCUAAACGAAUUGGCCCAGAAAAUGUAUACUACUGACGUCAUUGUAGACUUCCCGAAAUUUAAGACCGAAUUCAAUGUAGAACUAAGCGGAGUUCUUCAACAGUUGGGCAUGGCACGCAUGUUCUCCAGAGAGGCUGAGUUUGGCAAUAUGUUGAACACAACAGAGCGUUUGGCAGUUUCGAAAGUAAUUCACAAGGCCUUCAUUGAUGUUAACGAAAAAGGAACGGAGGCUGCUGCUGCCACAGGUAUGACAAUGAUGCGGAUAACCUCUGCAAGUCUGCCACCACCCAGUCCUAAAGUAUUCAAUGCCAAUCAUCCAUUCUAUUAUAUUGUUAGGAACACAAAAGGAAUGAAUUUGUUCCAGGGUUCCCAACUAGUAUUCAAAUAAGCCAAAUAUCAAAGAUAUGAACUGCAUCACAUAUUUUAUUGGUCGAGGGAAACAUAUCUAUAAAUUUGAAUAUAUAAAUACUUAUUACUAUUGUGCAAUAUAUAAUGAAAUAAAAUUUAAUAACUGGACUUUAUAAUACACAAAA